UGAUGCUGUGAAGGAAACAGGAACAAUCAUAGGUGAUCUCACCUCUCCUUUAUUUUAUUACAGGAAAAUAAUCUCAACAAAUGGCCUUGAGGAACCACAGCACCAUCACCCAGUUUAUUCUCACUGGGCUGUCUGACGACCCCCACAUCCAAGCUCUGCUCUUUGUAUUAUUCCUGGGAAUUUACCUCCAGACACUACUGGGGAACCUGACAAUGAUAUUAGUGAUCAGGACUGACUCCCACCUCCACACGCCCAUGUACUACUUCUUGAGUAAUCUAUCAUUCCUAGACCUCUGCUUCUCUUCUGUCACUAUGCCCAAGCUCCUGAAGGACCUCCUGUCUGAGAAGAAGACCAUCUCAGUAGAGGACUGUCUAGCCCAGGUCUUCUUUGUGUUUCUUACUGCGGGAAAUGAAGCCUGUCUGCUCUCAGUCAUGGCCUACGACCGUUAUGCCGCCAUCUGCCACCCUUUGCUCUAUAACCAGGUGAUGAGCAACCAGCUCUGCAAGGGGCUGGUGUGGGGCUCCUGGGGCCUGGCCUCUCUCAAUGCAGUCAUCAUUGUGCUCUUGGCUAUUAACCUGGAUUUCUGUGAUGCUCAAACCAUCCACCACUAUACCUGUGAGCUUCCCUCCCUCUUCCCUCUGUCUUGCUCUGAUAUCUCCAUCAAUAUCAGUAUCUUGUCCUUCUCCACUAUAUUCCUCGGGCUUGGAAACUUCUUCCCAAUCUUCUUCUCCUAUGUUCAUAUUAUAUUCCACAUUCUGAGCAUCAGCUCCACCACAGGCAGGAGCAAAGCCUUCUCCACCUGCUCCUCCCACCUCAUCGCAGUGAUCCUGUUCUUUGGCUCAGGUAUGCUUCGCUAUCUCAUGCCUUCCUCUGGUUCCUCCCUGGAUUUGCUCUCUUCCUUACAAUACAGUGUGAUCACACCCAUGCUGAAUCCCCUUAUCUACAGCCUAAGGAACAAGGAAGUAAAGACAGCUGUGAAAAGGACACUGGGAAAAUAUUCGCAAUAUUUUAGGCAUUGAAGUAAGUUACAUUUACUCAUCAAAACUGCAAAGAUUGAGCUUUGUCUUAUGUUGUCUCUUCCUUCUCGCGCUCAUUGCUCUCGCUCAGUUGUUUCCAUCUCUUUUAGAA
This is a messenger RNA of Bubalus bubalis (water buffalo), 1128 nucleotides long. RefSeq names its product olfactory receptor 8S1-like. The transcript has a single exon. The coding region runs from base 81 to 1019 and encodes 312 amino acids. Gene Ontology annotation, cellular component: membrane. Lineage: Eukaryota; Metazoa; Chordata; Mammalia; Artiodactyla; Bovidae. The record is from RefSeq and is a predicted model, not a curated record. Gene Ontology annotation, molecular function: G protein-coupled receptor activity; olfactory receptor activity. Gene Ontology annotation, biological process: G protein-coupled receptor signaling pathway.